GGAAAAAAAAAAGGUAAAAGCGAGAGAGAGAGAGAGAGAGAGAGAGAGCGAGAGAGUGCUGCCUGGUCCUGCUGGAUGCUCUAAAACGAGCAUUAGCAGACGCUCUGAAACUCAAAACCCAUUCAUAUCUCAAAACUCACACCCCCAAUGUCGACCACCGAUUCAUCCGGGUCAGAUUCGGGUCAAGAAGAGAUGGAAAAGCCGCAGAAAGUAAGUGAUUACGAGAAGCAGAGAUUGAAAAGAAUGGCGGAGAAUAAAGCUAGAAUGGAAGCAAUGGGGUUGCAUAAAAUGGCCUCUUCUUUAAUGGGUCGUGCUCAGAAGAAGAGUAAAAAGAGAGAUUCAAAGGGUAAGAGAAAAGUGGGCGAAGAUGAUGAUGAGGAUUAUGAGCCUGUAGCUGAUUCUGAAACUGAAGUCGAUGAUGAUGAUGAGGAUUAUGUUGGUGGGAAUUCUGCCGCGACUAAAUCUAACAAGGCAAAGAAAAAGAAUUCAGCAAGUAGCAAGAAAGUAGUAGCCAAUAAAAACGUUUCGAGCAACUCAAAUUUUGUUGAUGAAGAUGAAGAUGCUGCUCUUUUGCAGGCAAUUGCUUUGUCACUGCAAGACUCUUCAGGUUUUUUAAAUGUGUUGGAUCGUAGUCCUUCAAAAAGCUCUCUCACACCUAAAAAGGACUGUAAUGUUGAUAAGAUAAAGGACUCGCCACUGGUUAAGGAGGAUAGAGGUGGGAGGAAGAGGAAAAAAACGACUAGUAGUAGAGUGCAAAUGACUGAAGAUGAGCUGAUCCUGCAUUUCUUUGAGUUUGACGAAGUGGGACAAGGAAGCAUAACCCUACAAGAUUUAAGGAGAGUAGCUGCUGCCCAUGAUUUUACUUGGUCAGACAAAGAAAUGGCAUAUAUGAUUCAGAUAUUUGAUAGUGAUGGUGAUGGAAAGCUAAGCCUUGAAGAUUUUACAACUAUUGUUGGUCGGUGCCAGAUGAUGCAACCAGUGACAGGCUCAUAAUCUGAUUAGGCACAGGGGGGCCAUCAUUAUUAAAGGAGUGUAAGCCAAUCAAAACACAAAAAAAUUAUCAAAUUUUGUGCUUAUUGUGUGCCUAUGGGCACACACUAGAAAAACCGUAGAUAUAUAUAUUCAUUUAUUCAGCUUUGAAAUUAUCCUGGUAAAGAGAAGUGCAAGUUUUGUCAAGGUUUAAUAUGUAAAUGCGUCUCUGGCACUGCAGCAUUUCAUUUAGGUCGUGAUUUGUAACUCAAGGGCCAAAAACCAGUUCAAUUAUGCGCAGCACGGGAUAUGAGUUAUUUGUCUAUACCUCUCAGAAAAUGACACAGAUUUGUGUAUAUGGGUUCUUGUGAACUUGUGCAUUAGUCAAUAUUUUUAGCAGUUGCUUAUAGUAGUUUUAAAUUGAACGUUGAACUAAUCCAAAAGUGUUGUUUUUUGGGCUUCUGAAUUCUAUUGACUCUGUAUAUUAAGUUCAUUCGUAACUAAUGUUGUUUUUAUA
Molecule: messenger RNA, 1486 nt
Organism: Daucus carota subsp. sativus
Lineage: Eukaryota; Viridiplantae; Streptophyta; Magnoliopsida; Apiales; Apiaceae
Exons: 7
Coding region: 148-993 (281 amino acids)
Molecular function (GO): calcium ion binding
Source: RefSeq, a predicted model, not a curated record